AUGGAUCCCUUCACAAAACCGGCGUACGGAGAAAUACUCCUCCAUCAGACACUUGAUUACCUGUCGAGAGUUUCGCCACAUAGACUGUACGCAUCAAUUCCACACUUUGCAGAUUUCAUCGAUUUAUUUAGGGAUCUGGACUUCUUAUGCUGUACCGGUGUCCCUUAUUCAGGGUCAACCUUUGCUGCCGGUGCGUUGGUGAUAGGAAAUGGAAGAGUACGUGCUACUCUGCUUUUGGAGCCUAAACCACAAGUUCAAGACCACGAAAGAAAAUCUUUGAUUCAGACUCUUUGGCCAUGUAUUGAGGAAGCUAACGCGUUGGCACCUGGCCAUGGACGCAUCCUCAAUCAAACAUUAUCGUUGCCGACAAGCCAUUCUCACGUGCGGCUCACGAAAACAGCUUUCGAGAAAGAGAUCGAGACCCCAUACAAGCAGACAAAAUUGUCUACUUCAAAUAAAAUCCCGUCUCUCAGAGCUAUCUUUGAGCGCGAGUCAGUUCGGAACUUCGUACGCGCUAUUGCUGUCUCUUGCUUUCCAAUCGCUGCUAAUGUUUCGGACGACGAAGAUCUCUUUUCACAUGAUUUAGACUCGCUUAGGAUUACCGAGCUGGUAGCCAUUCUGAGAUCCGGAAUUGCAGAACACGCCAGCUCGUCCGGUGUAUCAUGGAUAUCGCCGGAGAUGGCAUACCAGAAUCCAAGCAUUGUCCAAUUAGUCACUAUAUGCCAUUAUUUCCUCAAUCCCCGCCGUACUCCACAGGGAAGCAAUGCGCAAGCACGAAUUUCCACCAUGGAAAAUCUGGUCCGAAAGUACACUCACAACUUACCCGUGCGAUCUCCAUACAGCCCGGGAGAUGCACCUCAAACAUCGUUGAAAAUGUGCAUUGCAGUAAUAGGCUCAACAGGCACAUUAGGAACAGUUCUUCUCAGCACGCUGUUACCAAACCUCAGAAUUUCCCGAAUCUACUGUCUCAACCGCAAUGUUUCUGCACGCGUCACGCAAGAAUCCAUCCUUGCAAAUCGAGGAAUCGAUUCUUCCCUCGUCUUCAAGCCCCAUUUCAUGACGGUCAAAAUCGAUUCGCCAAACCUUGGUCUACCUUUAUCGGAUUACAAUAUACUCGUUGAUGAUAUCGACAUCAUAAUAUAUAAUGCAUGGGGGCCUAUUACCCAUGACUCAGCACCAGAACUCACAUAUCUAUACCCUACUAAGCCUCCCACCACAGUCCCAACAACCAUCCUCCGUAUCGGCCAGAUAAGCGGUUCAACCAGCCCCACCGACCCUCCCUGGCCAAAACAAGAAUGGUUAUAUCCCAUUCUUCUUUCUUCCAAGACACUCUGCCUCUUACCUCAGCAACUUGCUCCUAUUGAUUGGGUGCCGAUCGACUUAGCUGCUGCCGUUAUCUCCGAAAUUCUAGCUUCAUAUGGAGAUGCAUCUUCAAUUUCGGAGGCCAAGUAUUCGAGUGAGAGCGAGGAUGGGAAAAACAUUCAAGCAUACAACAUCGUCAACCCAGCUCAUAUUUCCUGGGAUAUACUUGAUAACGGCCGACAAAUAAAGAUGCUUCCGUUACGAGAAUGGAUCGAGGAGAUUGAGAAGUAUAGUGCGAAUUUGGAUGUGAAGACAAUGGGGAUAGAGGCGACUUUAAAACCUGCAUUGAAGUUGAAUAAAAGAUUGGGGAAUGGGAAGGCAUUAGAUGAUGUUAGAUAUAUGAUGGAAAAGAGUAAAAGAGCUAGUAGGGCAAUGAAGGAGAUGGGAGGUAUUGAUAGGGAGAUGAUCGAGAUGUGGUUGGGGCAAUGGGGGCUGUAA
Botrytis fragariae is the source of this 1800-nucleotide messenger RNA. RefSeq names its product putative nrps-like enzyme protein. The transcript is spliced from 4 exons. The record is from RefSeq and is a predicted model, not a curated record. Bases 1 to 1800 code for a protein of 599 amino acids. Lineage: Eukaryota; Fungi; Ascomycota; Leotiomycetes; Helotiales; Sclerotiniaceae.